GCAUUCCCAACAACCUCGCCGCCGCCGCAGCCGCAGCCGCAGCCGCCGCCGCACGCCGCCGCGUCCACCGAAACCACCGCCGCCGCGAUCUCCGCCUUCUACUCCCGCGUCGCGCUCCCCUCGCCUUCCUCCACUCAGGCGGCGCUUCUUCUAGCGUCUUCGGCGGGGGUCGGCAUUUCGACGAGCACCUAACCCGCGCGCGCGCGUGCGGUCAAGCUCCACCCCCCAACGCGGCGCGAUGGCGACACGAGACGCCGCGGACUCCGCGGCAUUGCGCGAGGAGGCGGCGGGGAUCCUGAGGCUGCACCACGAGGGGGGUUUCGCGGCGGCGAUGGCGCGGGCGGUGGAGCUCGGGCUGAAGCACGGGGGCUCCGCGCUCGUGCUCAACCUCGUCGGCACCCUGCACCAGGUCAACUACACCGCCUGCAGGGUCAUGUCGUGCUGCAGCGGCGGGGGCGCCUGGUCCGGGAAGGAGGGCUCGGCCGAGGACGAGGAGGAGCACAAGCGCGCCGCGCUCUCCGCCUUCGCCGCCGCGGCGUGGCUCGCCCCCAACUGCGUCGACAUCGCCGUCUCGCACGCCGAGAUGCUCUCCGAGGUCGAGAGGUACGAGGAGGCGUACGUGGAGCUCCUCCGCGCCCUCGGGAUCUCCGACCCCGCCGACCCCGCGGCGCACGACGUCGUGUAUGACGUGUGCGACGGCGAGACGACCCUCGCCGAGAGGUUGGGGAAGGCCAAGGUCAGGACUCACCGCGCCAUAGAGCGCCUCGCCGAGCUGAUCUGCGCACGGUUCAUCCCGGCGGAGUCCUUGCGAGUGCUCGACGGCAUCAAGCUCGGCGGGGACGCCGCCGCCAGAGCGCGCGCGCGAGCGAAGCAUCUCGCCACGACCUACCCGUUCGCGCCGCGCGCCCACCUCCUCCGCGCGCACGUCGACCUGGAGCGCGUCCGUGGCUUGGACCCGGCCAUCGACAAGAGGCGAUUCCUGCGCCGCACCCUCGACAUGGUCCAGGACACCGCGUAUGAGUUCCAGCGAUCGCUCGUGAUCGCCCUGUUCCGCGCCAAGCUCAUGUUCGUCCUGGAUCAGUACGACGAUGCCGAAUGCGAGUGCCACAGGGCGCUUGCCAUCGAGAGCCCUUUCGACCCGGUGGUGGAUGACUUGCCUCCAGGAUCUGUCAGUGGAGCAGAUUAUGAUGCCAGAGUGUGUUUUGUCAGGAAUCAGCUUCGUACACUGAUCAAGAAGAUCAUAUUCUCGGCUGCAAUUUACUGGCGCACUCUAACAAGCGAGGAUGAGGAUAGCUUGAUAUCAGUGAGGGUCAAGCCAUUGAUUCAACUAUGCAAUAGAACUGACAUGUCGUCUGCAAAGACCAUAACGGAUGCAGUGCGCUUUUUCAAGGGCAACAAUUCAUGGAGUUUCUUGAUUUGCCCUCUGUCGAGUCGCUGUGAUGGCCGGAAGUUUGUGGACACUUCUUCACUCUGGGGACACCUGUGCAACAAGCACCCAGAGGGGCACUGGAGAAAGCUCCAAUCAGUUUUGGGUUCAAAACUAUCUGAAAAUACAUCAGUGGGGGACUGUUCCUUGGAAUGGAUAACUUUUGGUCAAGAUUCAGAGAAGCAUGACAUCUUCCGUUUAAUAAAGAUAAACGAUAUGUUCGAUUCCUUGAUUCGUCUGACAGCUGGUGGAACAGAACCAGAUUUGGUGGAAAUGCGUACAGAGAAAUGCAGAGAAGGGGCUGAGAUCCUUGAGGGAAUCAAGAAAAGGUUGGGGACUUUGCCUACAGAUACAUCUAGCUCUCAGUUUGACGAGGCUCGAGUCGGAAUACAAAAUAUGUGGCUUAAGUUCCUCAAAGUAUCUGUUUUGGAUUAUCGUGGCGUCAUAUUUCCACUUGUGAGAUCGUUCGUAUGGGGGAAAUUAAAGAAACGCAUGGCUGGAGAUCCAAAUAUUGUUGGCCAUAUUAGUGCUUCCAAAAUUGAUCCUAUAUUUGAUGAUGCUCCUAGUGCCCGUUGCAGGAAUGUUUCUGUAGGACAUGACUCCAAUCCCUCCGAUGCAAACAAAAUGGGUACAGCAAGCCAACAGAAUCUGAAGACUUCAUUCUCAAAUGAGACACUUAAAUCUGGCAAAGAUCACCAAGAAAGUGAGGUUUGUGUUGAAAAUGGCAGUUCUGGGGCCAAGGUUGAUACACCAAUGGAUGUGGAAGGAAUCGAGAUGGAGAUAGCUGAAAUACUGGCUAAUAUGGAACAGAAUUUACAACUAGAAGAAACUGAUAGCAAAUCAACUGAGGAAAUGUCAAGCACCACCGGCAAUGAAAAUGUUGAUGUUAACAAAGAAAUAACCGACAAAGACCUGUUUAUCCUUCAUCCAAUCAUACAGUCAUUGUGGAAUUUGAGGUACUUGAGAGAUGAGUUUUUAAUGGGAAAACCUGCAUGGAUCCUGAAUAUCAGUGGGAACUGCUGCAUUGCUGACCUAAUCUAUGGAAUCUUCUCUGCUUGGGAGAAAAAUGAACACGACAGAGUGGCUGUUUUGCUAGCUUCUGUGAAGUCCAGUCUCUGUAAAAUUGCAAAUGAUAACAUGUUUCAGAAGCUCCAAUCUGGAAAAAGAAUUGCAUCUGAGGUUGUGGCAACAGUUUUUCAAGGGCUGCAUAUAUCGGAAGCUUCUUUGCAUUUUUGUUUCAACAGUGAGAUUGAGGGGCGUGUAGUAAGUCCUAUCAGCUGCCGAGAUUGCAUAUGCCGAACACAUAAUCUGUUUGGAAUUAUGUUCCAUGUGCGAAUGAGCUGCAGAUGUGGGAAGUCUUUUAGUGAGAAAGAACAUACCACAAUUGUAUAUAGACUUGAUGCUGGUUCACCUCAAACAACAAAGAUCAAUUCCUUUGCAGACCUUCCUGUUCUAUAUGAUCAGCAGUUAUGCUUUGAGGACAAUUGCGAGUAUUGUGGAAGUUCGAAGAAAGUUGAUGUUUCUCCGUUUAACACGCCGCAUUUCUUUACUAUAGGUUUAGACUGGUUUGGUGGCAGUGAAGACCAGGGUCGGCUAUCUGAACUUCUGGUUGGCAUUGCACAUCCCCUUGACAUUAAACUUCUCUGCAAGGGUGUUCGCUUCUCAGCAAACUAUUCUCUGGCCUCAAUGGAAUCCAAAAAGGAGGGAAAAAGCAAUGAGCUACUUGGUAUUGGUUGAUAUCUGUUGUCAAUUGUGUUUCUUGACUCGUAUUGUAUCUUAAUAUCAUCACCACAUAUUAUACUCAAGGCGAGGGAAGUCACAGGGAAUCAAGGUUUUACUAGAACUAAACGGACCAAUAUAGUGGAUAAUGGGUUGAAGCUAUGAUCCAUCUGAGUUGGCCAUAUAGUAUUUUGGUGAAUAUUUCAAUGGUUUUGUUGGCGAAUGUUAUUCUGCAGAAACCUUACUGAUCUCCAGCAUUUGGAAUGCUUCAAAACAAAGAAUUUUAUCAAGAGUUUUGUAUGCAGAACUGGCAGCAACAAGCCAACAACUAACAUCUUGUGUAAUUUCACAAUCUCACUGAAUGUUUUGUCAGGCUGUCAGCAUGUUUCAUUGAUUGAGAAUUGAAAUGGAGUAAUAUGGCAGGGUGAUCUUUAAUGGGCUUGUUUCAAUCUCUGUUACUCCCAGUUAUUUAUAUUCAUCCUUUGGUUUAUAUCUCGAUACCAAAAUGUCACCAUCAGAAAUCACAAUCAGUGGUACAGAACUUACAUUGGUUUUGUUUUCUAUUCAAUAAAUUUAUUAUUCUCUUGCAACGAGUUCUACUUCUUUGGCCUUUUGCAAGGUUUGUCAGUUGCUUAUGCUUAACAACACAACAGUGUCUAGCAAAUGCAGUAUAUUAGUUUUCUAUACCCCCAGCUUAUUAACUCCCUGCCAACCAAAAACUCUGCAGAUCUCCUAUGCUGAUGGGCGCUACGUCUGCUUUGCUCGCAAUCAGGACAAGUGGCUCAUCUGUGAUGCUGAGAAUGUUGAGGCAGCAGAUUCCUGGGAGCUGUUGCUUGAACGCUUCAGUGUCUGCAGGCUCCAACCUGAAGUUCUCUUUUUCGAGGUCAUCAAGUAGAUAUACGAGUGCCUGGAACAACCCUUUCGCAACAUUGUGUUUGUAUCUUAAUUCUGGCAUUCUUGCAAGGAAAUAGUUGUUGCUGCAUGUCACCGACUCGCUAUCCUGCUGCUAUCUCUACAUCAGGAAAGGCCUUUAGUUUGAAACGCAGCGUUUUUAUGGAUUUGGUGGAGAUCUUAUGAAUUCUGAUCAACUUGUACGAUCAGUCCACAUUGUAUUGUGAUGAAUGAUACCAUUUCCUUUCAACCGUCACGAGUAGAAGUCAUGUUUGAUAUCAGGCUAUUAGUUAUACUGUGAUGACUGAUGAAUGAUACCAUUUCCUUUCAACCGUCACGAGUAGAAGUC
This is a messenger RNA of Oryza sativa Japonica Group (Japanese rice), 4385 nucleotides long. Lineage: Eukaryota; Viridiplantae; Streptophyta; Magnoliopsida; Poales; Poaceae. The record is from RefSeq and is a predicted model, not a curated record.